Sebastes umbrosus (honeycomb rockfish) is the source of this 428-nucleotide messenger RNA. RefSeq names its product keratin, type I cytoskeletal 20-like. The record is from RefSeq and is a predicted model, not a curated record. The coding region runs from base 1 to 381 and encodes 126 amino acids. Gene Ontology annotation, molecular function: structural molecule activity. Lineage: Eukaryota; Metazoa; Chordata; Actinopteri; Perciformes; Sebastidae. The transcript is spliced from 4 exons.
AUGGCUCUAGGAGUGGCAAAUUCAUUAGUGUAUAAUCAUCUGAAAAUAAGAAUCGUGGCUCUGGAGGGCACCCUGGCCGAGACCCGGUCGCGUUACGCUACACAGCUAGCAAGCCUCCAGACCAUGGUCACAAACCUGGAGGCUCAGCUGUCCCAGCUCCACGCCAACAUCGCCACCACCAAGCAGGAGUACGACAUGCUGCUGGACCUCAAGACGCGGCUGGAGUUGGAGAUCGCGGAGUACAGGAGACUGCUGGAUGGGGAGGAUGAAAGCACAAGACAAGUGGUCACAAAGGUCAUCACAGUGGUGGAGACAGUUGUGGAUGGAAGGGUGGUCGGGAGCAGCAAGACCGUUGAUGUGGAUGUGGAUGAGAUCGAGUGAUAAAUUGGAAGCACUGGCAAAAAAAAUAUAAUAUUUGCCACAACAUG